AUGGUGUAUAGCCGCCCGGCGGAUUUUAAUGGUACAGCCGAACGGCUGUACGCUUUGAAUAGCAUAAUCUUGAUUUCUCUUUUGAAUAGCCAAGUGGAGUUGCAAAGGCGAUUUUCUCCUCCUUCGGAUGGUAGCGUUCCCAGGCUAAUCCAUCAAAGCUGGAAACAAGAUGUGUCUGAUGAUGUCCUUUCCCAUCCGAUUUAUUGUACCAUGAAGGAAGUUGGGCUAAAUUUGGAUGCAUGGCCCAAGGCCUAUGAGGACAUCUCCCUCUACCUUUUCAUGAUGAACAAUCACUGUCAUUUCGACCAAAUGAAAGGCACACAGCUUGGGGAUAUAAUGGGAAAUCUUGGUUAG
Molecule: messenger RNA, 354 nt
Organism: Prunus armeniaca (apricot)
Lineage: Eukaryota; Viridiplantae; Streptophyta; Magnoliopsida; Rosales; Rosaceae
Source: the annotation of a GenBank genome assembly